AUGAAGUCGAAAAAAAGCAAGGGAAAUCCAACAUCACCACGCAAUUCAACUGAAGAUGACAAUCAUCGUAGCGCAUUUUCCUUUUUAAAGAAUAGAUUUUUUACACACAAUUCACCUUCAUCAUUACCUCAGCAACACCAGUACUCUACCAGUACUCGUCCCUCCACCUCUUCUACUCGCUCUGCUGCUGCUGCUGCUGCUGCUGCUACAAUUGCAAAGCCAUGGUCCAUUGAUACACAUCCAACGCAUUCAUCAGAAAAGCCAAUAUCUCGUUCAUUUGAUGAACAUUCAGCUAGUUCCGAAUUCAAUACAUCCUCCUCCAACUCGUCUACAGCAACCAACACUACGAAACGCAUGUUGAAUAGGUCAACAAGACCCAUGUCUAUGAUGGGCAUGGACUCACUGCUGGCUCAAUCCACUGAUUUACCAGCUACGAUAUCUGUUGCUAAACCUCACGCUGCCAAUACCACACACAAUACGACUACUAUUACCUCUAAUUCCACCACUCCUCAUGAAUCAGCACUAGACGCGUUUUCUGCACCUGUCAUUGCACGCCGUAGAAACUCCACUAAUACAUCGACAACAAGAAUCAACAGCAAUGCAGCUGAAAAGAGAACGAGUUUAAUCAUUCUCAAAGAAGGUUAUUUGUUCAAAAAGACAGAUUUCAAACCAUUUCACAAACAAACAAAAUUGGACCGUGGAUGGAAGCUGUAUCGAGUGGUCCUACGAGGACACAAGCUGUACCUGUAUAAAUUGACCUCUGAAUCACCUUUGCGAUCGCUGUUCCCCAUGCCUCAUCAUCAUCCAUUAAAGCAACUACACAGCAACCACAGUUUAGCAAGUCAGCAAUCGUCAUUUUCAUUGUCGAAUAGCAGCAUUUCUAGUAUCGCCACCACGGGAACGACAACGAAUACAAUGACCACCACUGCGCUAGUAAGAGGCGAUUUUGAUCGAGAAGCACAACACGUCUUUUUUCCAACGCAGCAAGUAUCCACUGCACAAGGUGCUGUCUUUAUGGAAUUGAAUCAAGUGACAUUGCAAGCCAAGCAUCCGGUCCACUUGAUCAUUUACAAUGACACCUUGUAUAUCUGUAUUCGACCUGAUCUUCAGUCUUCCUUGUGGAAGAUCGAUAACAAGAUACCCCUUCAUCGACUCAAAGUAGAGUAUAUGGUGUCCAGCAAUACGAGUCCGCAUCCCACGUCGCCUGCGUCUUUCAGUUCGAUGCAAUCUGAUCCCUGUUCGUAUUCCAACGGACUACUCCUGUUCAAUCUACAGUACGUAAAUCGACCGUCGAUUCUGGGAGUCUAUUCCACGCAACAUCGUGAAGCAGGCCAUGCGUGGAUCAGUCAAUUGCAGAGCAAAACAACAGCAGCAGCAGCUGCUGCUGUUGCCGCAGAUGACGAUAGGGAAGAAGAUCUAUUGAGCAGCAGGUCUGGAGGUAGUAUUUCAAGAGAGGGAGCAGAGGAUGAUUAUGGCUGGGAGGAGCAGCAGAACAGUAGUAGUAGCAGGAUGUACGACGCUACACAAAGAAUUCAUCCAGACAUUGUUUUCCGGAAUCAUCGGUCCGAUGAGGAGCCUCAUUCUCAACCUCAACCGCCACCACCACCACCACCACCACCACCACCACCACAAGUGGAUGAGAGUCAUGUUCAAGGCGGUACAGUCAAUGCGUUAGUUCAUGAACUGUUAUACAACGCAGAACAUCAUGAACACUACAUGCAGAUUUUUUUGCUGACCUACUCAACAUUCACCACGGGCGCUUGUGUUUUGUCUGAGAUCAAGACUUGCCUCAUUGCCAACAGGACAUUUGAACAACGUGUAUUGGACAUUUUUACAUUCUGGUGCCAGCACUUUGCUUUGGAUAUUAUGGGAGAAGUAGCGACUAGGAUGAUGGAUAUUCUGGACCACCAUGUCGUAGAUACACAGGCUGUUCAUGUCAAAGAGCUGGUACUCAAAACUGUUUCCGAAAAUGCACAAAAAACAUGUGAACAGACCAUUGUUACCGCUACUGCGCAUUGUCCACAAGACGACCUAGUGGAAGAGGAAGCACAAGGCCAGGACGACCAAGUGGAGAAUAUUACUGCUUAUGAAACAGAUGGUAAACGAAGAAACUCGAUCAACCUAUCCAAUCUGCUGUUGACAGGGCUCACGCCGGCCGUGUUUCUGUCCAUUGAUCCUACCAGUUUUGCGCAACAAAUCUAUCUUUUCCAUCUCAACAAACACAAGCAGUAUCAAAAAGACUUGAUGAAUCCUAUUUCUUACUUGCCACGGCCUCAAUUAUCCGUACAAAUGCUGAAUUCCCUCUUAUUCACGACCAUGGCACCUCAUUUCCUGACAAAACUGAUUCGAAAUCAAAUCUUGAUCGACACACAACAUGAAGAAGCGGAUAAUUGCAUGCUGGUGCGAUCUCAAUUGCUGGAACAUUGGAUUCGUGUAGGUUUGCAUUUGAAAGAGCUGGGAGACAUGACGGGCUGGUGUGCGGUUGCCAUGGGGAUUUGCUCCGUGGGCAUUGUUCGUUUGCGAGAGACGUGGAAAGCAGUAGACCGUGCGUUGGUGCACCAUGUGCAGGUGGAAUGGGUGGAUAUUUUGACAGACUAUGGCUUGUUUUCUCAAAUCAUGUGGGCUGAGGGCUGGGGAGACAAGGCCUCUUUAUCUCAAUUCUCCAAAGUAUUGAGCAGCGCCACUUCAGAUACGGGAUUACCGUUCUUUGGCACGAUUCGACAGUCGGUGGAUCGAUACAGAAAACACAACAAAAAGCUAUUGAGUCCCUCCAUGGUGAAUUUUGAAGAGUGCGAAUGUAUAUACGAAGCGAUUACUACUAACUUGGAUGCAUGGAAACAGCAGCAACAACAGCAGCAACACACACCGUUGGACCAGAUCAGCCCUUCUUUCCCAGCUGUGGGCCCUUUGCAGUCUUUCUUUGAGCAUUCAGUAACUGAUUUGAUGUCUGUGCCGCAUGAUUACAAGUAUCUUCAAGAGUGCUCGCUGGCGUGUGAGCCUCGUGUGUUUGGACAGGGUUUUGAUAGACGCAAGUUUAGUGGUCGAUCACCGUCGACGACGACACAUCCACUGCAUUCACUAACAAGUAGUGAUGUGGCGCCACCUUCUACUGCUGCAUUGGUGUUUCCGACUAUUCUGGAUAGUUGUACGUUGUUGGAAUCCAAGAAACAAGCAUCAGGCAGUGCAAAUGAGGUGGGUGUAUCUGGUAGUCAUGCCCAUGCCUCCAUGAUCUCGUUGGCGUCUUCUCUCUCCUCGUCGCAACAACAAUUCUCCUCUUCAUCAGCAGCGCCUACAAAGAGAACACAUCCUCGCAAGAUGGGAACCAACAACAGUGUUCGCUCGCUUCGAUCUUUUAUGGAAGAAGACCGCAACACCAAGAAGCCUGCAGCAGAUGACGACGCAGAGCAGCAGCAGCAACAACCCGUGACACAGCAGGAAUCGCCCGUCAAGGAAUUCAACCGAAAGGCUUUUCGUCAGCGCACUUACAGCUUUCCUCCUGGAAGUUCAUCCACAGGCAGCAAGCUCCUAUCGACGUCCAGCAAAUACGACUUGUUGGAAUCUGAGAAUAGCCGCACUUGGCUAGGAUCUUUGAUCUCGAGCAGAUACCACAAGACCUAUUCCACCAAGGCCUUGAUUGAAGCACAUCGCAAGAGUCGUGCUGCUCAAUAUGGACAGAACGGCGAGCUGUUACUGGCUGUGCAACAAGGUGAAUUGGUGUUUAAAGCGUCUGCUAUUCUCAAGGGUGAGAAAUCUGUCGCGGAUGAGCUGACUGGAUUGAAAAGAACGGAAUCCAAUUACUCGAUUGACUUUUUAAAGAAAGAUGAAGAGGAGAAUAGCAACAACAGCGAGCAAGACGCUUUGUUGGUCACUGUCAAGGCGGGCUAUCUAGAGCAACUAGUGGAAACACUGGUGCGUGGUGUGACACCUCACGAAGAGUCGCUCAAAGAUCAGUGGCAGAUGAUUUCGUUAGCUGAAGGCCUAUCACAACAAAACCAACCUGCUCGCAUUGCCAUGGACGAAGAAGAGUACAUAAGCAUUUUUUUCAUGACAUUUCGUGUGUAUUGUUCAGCAAAUCAUUUAUUGGAUAUGCUUCGACAUCAGUUCAUGAACGCAAAAUCCAAAUGCAAAUCACCUCUCAAGCGCAAAAACUCGCUUAUCCUCUUGGAAACCUAUUUCUCUGCUGCUAAAGAUGCUACUUCUGCUUUGCCCAGCAACAGGAAAUCGACUGCCACGACUGCCAACGAGAGUCUGCUGUCUUUUGAUUGGAAAAAUGUAGCGGAAAUCCAGCUACGCGUGCUUAAUCUGAUGUUGUACUGGGUGGAAGAGCAUCCUUACGACUUUGUGGAUGAAGUGGAAGCAACACGCUACAUUGCCAACUUUUUAAAGAAUGCCAAGAUUGCAUUGGAAGAAUGGCGUGUGCCCUUGCAAGCGUAUCAAGCACCACAAGACAUUUCUGAGGAUAUCAAGCUGAACCAUUUAGAGGCGCUCAAGAUGGCUAGCGUCAUUACAACACGUAUCAGUCAGCUUCGUAGUCAGUUUAUACGCAAGAGUAUCUCGCCUUGUUACGAUUUAAAAGCCAUUGAAUUUGACCCGGAAAGUGCGCGUGGUGCUGAGGAUCUGUACAAGCAAUUGACAGACGGAUGUACACGGUAUCAUGCAACACUGCAAUUGGCCACCAACAAACUGGUUCCCUUAUCCAUCUCGACACGUCCUCGUAACAUGGAAGCCAAGAGCCUGGUCGAUCGAUUCCCCCCUGAAGCCCUAUUGGAGCAAGUAGACCGUGCCGUAGGUCAGUUAUUUAGUGCUGUUACCAUGCAAGAUUGGAUCCAAACCUUUGAUGUGUUUGAAGCACAGUCAGGCGACAUUUAUGCUUGGUUACCUGCUCGCAAAUCAUCUCGCACAGCUCGUAUGCCUGCUGCACUAGCGCCUGUCCUGGACGCCCCUUCUUCACAUCUGGCUAGCUAUCAUGUCAUGCCGGAUGAAAUUAUCGUCUCGGAUAUCUUUACUGCAAUUGAAGGUGCAAGACGCUCUGUGGUAUCUCCCUCUGCGUUUGCGGAUGACGAUCUCUUGCUGGCGUUCCCUGGUUCUAUUCAAUACUUGUACUGUAUGCAUUUCAUCAUUCGCAGUUGGGUCAUCAAUGAAAUUGCUGCCAUGAACAUUGACUCCAAAACGCGCGUGUUACGUAUCGAAAAGUUCAUUCAAAUCGUGGUGCUCAGCAGACUAUCUAGCGAGAAACUGAUGCUGUUCCCUGAAUCUUCCUCCAAUUCCAGCAAGGGACGUGUGCCUGGAUUUGUGGAAUAUGCUAUUGCGAGUGCGUUGGUCAGCCCUGAAGUGCGUCUGUUUUCCAAGGCUUGGCAAGACGUGGCGAUGCAACAUGGACAUGCCAACCUGGACAACCUAGAGAAUUUGCUCUCUCAGAUACAAAAGAUGCAAACUAUGCUGUCCUCUUCAAAGCCUGCUCGUACUGUCUCGCCCUCUUCCUCUUAUUCGCUGUCGUCCAUGGCUAGUUCAUCUUCUUCGCAGCACCGGCAUAAUCAGUCAUUGGUGGUGCCUAGUCUAGAAUGGAUCUUUGAGCGCAUCAUGGAGCUGUGCUUUCAAGUGCCAGAUACUUUUAACAAGAAGGACUGUCUGAUCCAUUUUGAUAAGCGUCGCUAUGUAUAUCAGUUUUUGCAACUGAUUAUCAAUGUGCAAACGGACCUACAAGAACAACAUCAAACAGAAUCCAAAGGCAUCAGCAUGUCCUUCUUGAUCUCGCCUUACCAGUCCAAGGACACAUGGAAAGACUUGCGUGAACUGGCCAUCAAGGAGAACAAAAAGGCCAUGUCUACUGGAGGCACGUCUUCCAUGGUGCUUCGAGGCACUACUAGCAAAUCUCUGCAACGCGGUAUGGUGUUUAGCAAGCUAGUCGCUGAGCAAAUGGACAAACUGAAGAAGGACUUUAAGGAAAGAGACCGUGUCGACAAGGAAUGGCUUUCACUGCAGCACAAGCUGCAAAAGAGGCAAUUGGAGCAAGCAAGAUUGAUCGAGAAACAAGACCGAAAAGCCAAUGCUAAUAAAUCCUCCUCAUCUCAACAGCAGCAGCAAAGUAACAACAACAGCAGCAACGGUGGAAAUGGCCAUAGCGUCAUGCCUCGUAUCAACUCUUUUUUGCGUGGUCUGCGUCCUCAAUCUAUUGUAGCUGCUACACCCAUCCAACACAUCUUUCCUCACUCACCCAACAGCACCACCGUGGAUAUCUCGUCAAGCCAAUAUCUGUCAACCACCAAAGCGUCUACUGUCAUCAACUUGAUCCAUGCCACCACAUCUGUUGCCAGCACAUACACAAAGCGUGAAUUUGUAUUUCGUAUCGUGACAGAAGAAGGCGGUCAAUACUUGUUUCAAGGCAUGAACCGUGAAGACAUGCAUGAUUGGAUGCAGCAUAUCAACAACUCGGCGAGAGAAGGUGCUGCCAAACGACAAAGUGUGUUGGCUGCAGAGUCCUUGGAUAUGGAGGCGAGUCAACAGCAUCGUCAAGCCAUGCUUGGUGGUAGUCGAACUCAACCUGCUGUGUCUUCAAGAACAUCCGUGUACGGUGUCACGUUGGAUGGCUUGAUGCGUGAUGGUAAAGUGCCUUUGGUUGUGGAUAAAUGUAUUCGAGAGAUUGAAGAAAGAGGUCUGGAGGAAGUUGGUAUUUAUCGUGUGGCUGGUACAGGGUCUGUUGUCAGUGCACUGAAGGCAGAGUUCAACAAGGAUGUUGCAAAAGUGGAUUUGAGUGACCCCAAUUGGGCUGAUAUCAAUGUCGUUGCGGAUGCUCUGAAGCAGUUUCUGCGUGAGUUGCCUGAACCUCUGUUAACAUAUAGCCUCUAUGAUGAGUUCAUUACAGCUUCAGCUUCUGAGGACCAUGAUGAACGCGUGUAUCUGAUCAAAAAAGUCAUUAAGAAACUGCCUUAUUGCAACUAUGUGCUCCUCAAGAGAAUCAUCGAACAUUUUGUCAUUGUCACUGAUUUUGAAGCUACAAACCACAUGUAUGCUACCAACUUGGCCAUUGUCUUUGGACCUACGUUACUGCAACCCACGCCUGGGCCUGCUUCCUUUGCCACGACCAUGUCGAAUUUGGGGCAUCAUCAAAACAUUGUCAAAUAUCUGAUAUUAAACUACCACUAUUUGUUUGAUGUUGAAUCUGAUGAAGCUGAGAAAGACGAGGAAGACGCAACAGCAACAGCAGCGGCAGUACAAGAACCAACAACAGCACCGUCGCUGAAAGAAUAA
Mucor velutinosus is the source of this 7248-nucleotide messenger RNA. RefSeq lists its product as uncharacterized. The record is from RefSeq and is a predicted model, not a curated record. Gene Ontology annotation, biological process: regulation of GTPase activity; small GTPase-mediated signal transduction. The coding region runs from base 1 to 7248 and encodes 2415 amino acids. Gene Ontology annotation, molecular function: guanyl-nucleotide exchange factor activity. The transcript has 5 exons. NCBI's taxonomy places the organism in Eukaryota, Fungi, Mucoromycota, Mucoromycetes, Mucorales, Mucoraceae. Gene Ontology annotation, cellular component: cytoplasm.